Molecule: messenger RNA, 615 nt
Organism: Nematocida minor
Lineage: Eukaryota; Fungi; Microsporidia
Product: large subunit ribosomal protein L13e
Exons: 1
Coding region: 1-615 (204 amino acids)
Biological process (GO): translation
Cellular component (GO): ribosome; cytosolic large ribosomal subunit
Molecular function (GO): RNA binding; structural constituent of ribosome
Source: RefSeq, a predicted model, not a curated record
AUGAAGCAUAAUAACGCACUAACCACCGGGCACUUUAAGAAAACCUCCCUAAGAUACAAGACAUGGUUCGACCAGCCAAUACAGAAGAGGCUUAGAAAAGAGAAGAGACAGCAGAAGGCAAAGCAGAUAGCGCCCACAAACGUAGAGCUGCUCAGACCAGCAGUCAGAUGCAACAGCAGAAGAUACAACAUCAAGGAAAGACUGGGCAGAGGAUUCUCGUUCGCAGAGAUCGUGCAGGCAGGCCUAACAGCCAAAGAGGCAAGACAGCUGGGCAUAUCCGUAGACCCAAGAAGAUACACCAGAUCCGAAGAGUCUCUGGACCUCAAUGUCUCCAGAAUCAAGAACUAUCUCUCCAAGAUCACCGUCUACGAAAGCAAGAGAGAAGCAAUCGAGAGCGGAGCAGUACAGCACAAGACAGCCAUCAUGCCCAUCGAGAAGAAGAAGCCUGUCAUUGGAUCCAUGCCCGCAUCAGAAGUCCAGAACCAGGCCACAGCCUGCGACGAGAUGUUCAGACUCAGAGAGGAGAGAAUCAGAAAGAGAUCCUUAAAAGAAAGACUAGGACUGUUAAAGCCCCUGAACCCAAAGCACAGAGAGCAGGGCGUUGAGAGCAAAUAA